AUGGUUACAAAAUGGGUUUUUACACCACAUUUACAGCAAACUUUCCAGUAAGGCUGGGCUCUCUCUGGCUAGUGCCUGUACUUCAAGGGUCGACCCUUGAACCCAACUCAUUUUUUUACAACUUAAAGCUGAUCCUGCUUUACAGAACAUGAAACACUGUAUACACAUCAUAAUAUUAUUAAACAUUCAUAACACAUUCAGUUACAGAACACUUCCGACCCUGAAUUGCAGUAACACAAGAUAAAAAAGGGCCACAACGAAACACAACUUUGAUUCUUUUUAGAAGCUGAGGGCCUCAUACUAUCCAAUCCAGGGCCAUAAAUAGCCCAUAGGCCAGACUUUGAACACACUUGUUCUCGAUUCUUUUCAUUUCCUCCUUGCUUAUUUACUUUAUUACACGAUGAGUGACGAUGUCAUAAAGUUGUCAUAUCACAUAUGCAUGUUGUCAUGUCUGAUCAGAAAGAUGAUCGUCACUGUUACUGCAACAACAAAUUGUAAUUUUCAUUCGCUGUGGAUCAAUUUAGCGUUUCCACAUCACUCUGCUUGAUGAGCUUAAUCCAUUUACUGGAACACUAACCUCUGUGUCACCUUGGAAAAAAAUGUAUGGAAAGAUAAAGUGACAGCUUGUUAACUCAUUAGCCAGCGCCAUCACAUUACUUAUGGUGGGAGAGAUGACGGCCAGAAAAAGAUUUAACGUUAUUGGAUUAUGUUUAACUGACGCCAGCUGUGGUUGUGGACGCCUCAUAUUGGAAGCAUAUACAGCAGACACACUGCUGGACGACUUUCUGCUGACGUACCCUGUCUUCAUGUCAACCUCAGACUUGUGUCAAGCCCUUCUGGGACACUAUUGCACCAAAGGACACAGAGGGAAAGAGGACGGGAAAGACGCUCUGGAGAGGAAACAGAAAGUCCUCCACCUGGUGUCACAGUGGGUGUCGCUCUGCAGAAACUUCCUGAGAGAUGAUGAGCAGGUCAAAGUGUUUAUGAAGACCUUGUACCGCUACAUGCUGGACGAUCUUUACGCGCACCCCGCCCUCGAGAUGUAUUUACGGGAGCUUCAAAAACUCUAUCAGCUGCACCGCAGACAAGUACAAGAAGAAUAUUCUCCUCAGAGGAAGAGCCGAGCACUUUUCCACCAAUUGAGCCUGAAGGAGAUGGCAGGGCUGCAGUCCAGAGACACACAGAGGGAGACCAAGGAAGUGCUGUGUCACGUCUACAUCACGCUGGACUCGUACCUGAGCUUGAGGGUCCACCCGGGCCUCCUGGCUCAGGAGCUGCUGCAGACGGUGGCCGACAGGAUGGAUGUCAGCGCCGCGGACCUCGUCCUGGUGGCCAUCACUUACCCUGGAGGUCGACUCCUGCUCCAGCCUCAGGACCGAGUCUUCUCACAGUCGUCACGUCUGGUGGGCCGGCUGCACGUGUGCAGGAGAGACCUCGGGGAAGCCCUGAGUCCAUUCACGGACAACACAGAGCUGCAGCAGAGGACGGCGCACUUGCUCACCUUAAACACGUGGGACGUCGCUGUUGCUCUCAGCAACGUGGACUGGAAUAUCUUUGUCUCCGUACACGAGCAAGAGCUGGUCUACUUCACCUUCAGCCGACAGACCAGCAGCAGCCAGACGGCGUCGCUCGAGCAGCUGCUGCAGCGCUGUGAUGAGAUCCAGCUGUGGGUGAUGACCGAGGUUCUGCUGUGUGCCACACUCUGCAAAAGAGUCCAGCUCAUCAAGAAGUUCAUCAAGAUCGCAGCCCACUGUAAAGCUCAGAGGAACCUGCACGGCUUCUUUGCCAUCAUCAUGGGCCUCAACACCGCAGCGGUCAGCCGCCUCACGCACACAUGGGAGAAAGUACCGGGCAAAUUUAAAAAGCUGUUUUCUGAGUUGGAGACGAUCACAGAUCCCUCCUUCAACCACAAGGCAUACAGGGAAUCCUUCAAGAAGAUGAAGGCACCAAAAAUCCCCUUCAUUCCUCUGCUAUUAAAAGACAUCACUUUUAUUCAUGAAGGCAACAAGACGUUUCACGACAACCUGGUGAAUUUUGAGAAGCUGCACAUGAUAGCAGACACAGCGCGCCUCAUCAGACAGUGCCAGAACGACCAGAUGGGAAACGGCGUGACCCAGAAGAGCAGCGCAGAAGCCAGAAGUUACAUCGACCAUCUUCACAUCAUUGACAAUCAGCAGACUCUGUUCGAGCUGUCCAACCGCCUGGAGCCUCGCUGCUAGGACUCGCCAGAGGACUGUGAAGACUCAGGACCAAGUCGGGCUCAUGUCAGGGGCCCACCACUGGAGGGCGCUGCUCCAUCAGGAACGUCUCGACAGAGAGCAGGUUAUAAAAAGAGGCACAUUUGCGGUUUGAAUUCAACACUAGUUUGCGUCGAAACAAUGAAACAGUCGAAACAAUUCUGCACAAACGUCUGCGAGAGUGAUCGAAAGUGACAGUCCAGUGUUGACCAGAUUCAGGCUGCUGCUAGUGAUUGUCUGCCGAGUGACAUACUGACCAUUUAUUCUGGGGUGUAUCCCGCCUCUCGCCAAGCGAUGUUCACCCCCAUGACCCUCAACAGCUGGAGCAGAAGGAAAGCUGCUUCUCACGUGAAGAAUAAACCAGUAGAGGUCAAAGAAAAAGCCAAAGAGAGGUUGCGUUUCCACGUUUUUUUUUAUUAUGUGUAGUUUCAACACUGUUUAGUUUAGCAUUUCAAAGUGCAGCUGCAGGUUGGAAUAAAAGUUCCAGUGAUACAGAGAAACUAAAUGAAUUUACCACCUUGUUAUUUACAGCUUCUCCUCCCACAGAGCUCCCUCGUGGAGAAACAAAGGGAAACCUGUUGAGAGACAAAACAAAAAAAUGAUUAUAAGAAAGGAAAAGAUUUCACAUAUGAAUUGAACAUCCAAAUCAGACCACAAGAACCACAUAUAUAGGUGAAAAUAACCCAGUGGCAAAGCAGACAAUCAAGUCAGGAGGCGUUUUAAACAUUUCCCAAAACACAGAUGUUUCGCUUCAUAAUUAUGAAGUGAGGAGGAAUUUAGGAAGUGUGCAACGGAAGUGAUGUUAUUAGUUCAUGUCAGCCAGUGGUCAUCAGGGAAUAUAUAUAUUGUAGAUUUAAUAACGUGUGAUGUCAUUCAGGCAUCACAAGAUGGCAUCAGUCUGCACAAGAAAGUAUCUGCUCAUCCCAUGCCGUCAUCUUAACAGUAGACGCCUGGACCGCUCUCAUAAUAUCUGUCUGUCGUUACAUCUCCUCCCGUUAAAACCUCAGGUCCUUGAAUUAUGAGAGUGAUGUGUGUCUGGUCCACCGUACCUUGACAGAUGUAGCAGAAGGCAGCAUCAGAUAGCAGCUAGUUUGAUUCAACAUCUCGCUACAGUGUCUUGUUUCCCUGCACGUCUCUUUAGGGUGAGUACUGUCGUGAUGAAACCAGCAAUAAGAACAUCCAAUAUGGCAGCAGGAAACAUGAAACAAUGUGUAUUUAGACCCAAGAUAUAGUCAUUCAUUUAGAUAAGUUGUUGGCAACAAGGAGACGUGAAGUGAUGUGGAAAUGUGCAAUUUAUUCUUUGUCAGAGAGGUCUUGUUACACAAUGCUGUUGCUGUACAUAGUGUAUUUCUACUGUAGAUACAUGUGUGAGACUGUCCUUCCUUUAGCUGAGGAUAUUUAUUUGCAAAUAUUUAUUUGCUGCCUGAGGAUUGUUUCUGACACGUGUCGGCUGGUCAGCAUGAACUGACCG
Messenger RNA from Synchiropus splendidus (mandarinfish), 3708 nucleotides. Its product is annotated as rap guanine nucleotide exchange factor 5-like. Gene Ontology annotation, biological process: Ras protein signal transduction; positive regulation of GTPase activity. Gene Ontology annotation, cellular component: plasma membrane. The record is from RefSeq and is a predicted model, not a curated record. The transcript has 16 exons. Bases 660 to 2219 code for a protein of 519 amino acids. Gene Ontology annotation, molecular function: guanyl-nucleotide exchange factor activity. NCBI's taxonomy places the organism in Eukaryota, Metazoa, Chordata, Actinopteri, Syngnathiformes, Callionymidae.